Messenger RNA from Hemicordylus capensis (graceful crag lizard), 4332 nucleotides. RefSeq names its product RAP2C, member of RAS oncogene family (gene RAP2C). Gene Ontology annotation, cellular component: plasma membrane. The record is from RefSeq and is a predicted model, not a curated record. The coding region runs from base 732 to 1283 and encodes 183 amino acids. Gene Ontology annotation, biological process: negative regulation of cell migration; Rap protein signal transduction. The transcript has 4 exons. Gene Ontology annotation, molecular function: GDP binding; GTP binding; GTPase activity. Lineage: Eukaryota; Metazoa; Chordata; Lepidosauria; Squamata; Cordylidae.
CGGUGCUGCGGGCUAAUGUUCCGGGUAGGCGGGCGGUUCCCCACCCCUCAACAGAGCGCUGCGGCCGGCCAUGGAGUGAGGCGGCAGUGGCGGCGGCCGGGGCGCGAGGCGGGUGAGCGCCAGCAGGCCGGGGCGGCAGAGGGACAAGGGGCGGCAAGACGGAGCCGCCGGACAGGAAGGCCGACCAGACUCGGGACGCCCGGACCCCCGUUGACCUCGGCCCCCCACCCACGCAGGGCCUGGACCCUUCCCUGCCCACCCUGAUCCCUGUAGGAGAUCCGAGCCUGUCCGAGGAGCCCUUUUGCUCCCCUCUGCUGCCCCAGCAGAGCCGGGCUCUUCCCUAGACUCUUGUGGGGGGCUCUGUCCUGUGCCCCGCACCUCGUCCCCCCUUCCCAGAAGAACCUCUCCCCUCCCGCUUCCCUCUCCUCCUCUCCCUCUUUUGCCUACUUCGGUAUCUCCUUCACUUUCCCCACCAAGCAAAGGGGCCAGUUCCGAGCCCCAUUUUGCAAAUCUGCAGAAGAGAGGGGCGCUUCUCCCUUGCAUGACCCAGCCGCCUCGAUUUACUGUUCUUCCUUUUGCCAUCUGCAAACUGGAAAGUGCCCUUUCCCCAAAGAGGAGUUGCGCUUUCUCCAGUCUGCUGUGUGGUGUGUGUCCCCGACACCCACCGGCUGCCCGCCUCCCAAGUUUGCAGUAUCCCUGUUUUAUGCUGUGCGGAGGGGAAGAUUGCGCCCAUGAGGGAGUACAAAGUUGUGGUUUUAGGGAGUGGGGGGGUGGGUAAGUCAGCCUUGACUGUCCAGUUUGUCACCGGGACGUUCAUUGAGAAGUAUGACCCCACCAUUGAAGACUUCUACCGCAAAGAGAUCGAAGUGGACUGCUCCCCGUCAGUACUUGAAAUCUUGGAUACCGCAGGGACGGAACAGUUUGCUUCCAUGCGGGAUCUGUACAUCAAGAAUGGCCAAGGAUUCAUCCUUGUUUACAGCCUAGUAAACCAACAGUCGUUCCAGGACAUCAAGCCAAUGAGGGACCAAAUUGUCCGUGUGAAGCGGUACGAGAAGGUUCCUCUCAUCCUGGUGGGAAAUAAGGUGGAUCUGGAGUCGGAGCGGGAGGUCCUGUCGUCAGAAGGCCGGGCGCUGGCUCAGGAGUGGGGCUGCCCCUUCAUGGAGACGUCGGCGAAGAGCAAAACCAUGGUGGAUGAACUCUUUGCGGAGAUUGUCAGGCAAAUGAACUAUGCGUCCCUGCCUGAAAAGCAAGAUCAGUGUUGUACAACGUGCAUCGUCCAGUGAGAGCGAGCGAGCAAAACCUCAAUCAUGGCCAUCCAGAGCAGAUGAAAACUCAGAGGAAGUUUACACAGAUGCUGCUUUGGAGAACUCUUUGUUUUCGCCCCAGGCUGCCCAACUGAGCCUUGCUAAAUCCUGUCUCUCUCUCUAGAGCACACUUCCAGGCACCGGAGUGCGAAAGGUCGCUGGCAUCCGCCGUGGGGAACCGUGGGCCUGCGACAGAAAUGCUCAGCAUCUUUACCAUACUCUCUUUCUCUCUCUCUUUUUAAAAAUCUGUUCUUUAAUCUCUCGGUCCUCUCAGUUUUUUUAAUAGCUUUCUAAGUUCCUAUUAAUGGCUAAUAUGCAAGAGUUCUUUUUAAAAAAAAUAUUUUGAUUUCUUCUAUUGAUUUCCAAAACUUGUAUUUAUUAAACUUUAAAAAAACAAAAAACUCAGUAUUACCUACUCAAUGCCUUUUUAAGAGAAAGUUUUAAUGGAGAAUUAAAGUGAGCCUUAAACGAAUGGUUACUUCUGUAUAGUACCUCACAUUCAUGCUUGAUUUGCAAAAAAAACAAAGUAUUCCCCCCUCCCCCCAAAUGUCAUUGGUUGAAACUUUGAAAUGUUCUGUUUUUCCUUGCGAUGCAGUCAUAGAAAGAUACAGGAGAAUCCACUUAUGUUGUAAGGAUGUAAAAUUCCUCUUCACAGCAAGUGUGGCAGUUUGUGUGUUCAGUGUGUCUCAAACUUGGAUCCCCAGAUGUUGUUUGGACCACAACUCCCAUCAUCCCCUGCCACCAUGUUGCAGGGGAUGAUGGGAGGAGUAGUCCAGACAUCAUCUGGGGACCCAAGUUUGAAAAGCACAGUGCCUGACCUGAUGUGAAGAUGGAGGAUUACGUGACAGGAACUGAGGACAUCCUGUAAGUUGUAUGUGUGGUUUUUCUCUUAUCACAUGGUAUUCAAAUUCUGUGUUCUGUUUUGUGUUUUAACCAAUGCUACCAUAGUAUUGAAAACCACCAGUACAUCCCUUUCUUUGGUGGUGGUGGUUCAGCUUACCACCUCCUGAUUUCUGAUAUGCUUUUUCCCAAUAUGCCUUCUUGGAAAGGGAGAAUGCAUUCCCACGGGGUUUGUAUUCCUGAGCAAAAUCCGACUCUGGUUUGCUCAAUAGGAUUAAGACAUCUGGUGAAUUUUCACACAUGUCAACCAAAUGCAAAUAAAAUUUACUUUACACUUUCUAAUUCUUAAAUGGUCUCUGCUAAUAAUAUUUUGAAGCAAUAUCUAUCCUUUGUUUGCCCUGUGUUGCACUGGGUGGUUCUAUUUUAAUUUUAUUUUUUAUUUUAUUGGUGUUUCCAGUGAAUAACUGAGUAUUAAUUGGCAUAACAGGGCGAUAGUGUGAGCGGUAAUGCCAUGCGAAAAAUGCAUUACUCGGCCUUUGCCUUCUGCACAGUUUACCUGAUUUAACCUAUUUUGUCUGGAUACUUGAAAUCUUUGAACAGCAACACAGGUAUCGAGCAGAAUGAAGAAUAUAUAUAAAUAGUUGAAACCUUUGGAUUUAUUAACACAGCUUUCUCCCAGUUUGAAUAACCCACAGCUCGUUUAACUGCACCAGAGUUACAGGUUUAAGAGCCCAACUAAGUCAUUUGAACUAAUUGACUUAUUCUAAGUCAUUAGAGUAAGUCGUAUUCCAAUUUAAUAUGAAUACAGAAUCCUCCUGCAAUAGCAGAUAAAGAUGGGCAGUGAAUUCUCUCUGUUAAGUACCUGUCUGAGGUGAGGCAACUCAGUAAUUUAACGAAAGAGAGGCACCAGCUGCAGAGAAGAAAAAUAAGUUUUAACAUUGGAUCUCCAGAUUCCUGAAUUUGCAAGGGUUUACAUGAAGCUGACGUUAGGUUUGCACUUUAAUAGAAUACUUAAACCGGAAGACUGUUCUCAAAAUAUAUUUACAUGGUGAUGUGUUAACAGAUGUGCCAAGGAAACGCAGAAGUCAAAUGAGCUGUCAGUCUUAAUUUCCUGUAAGUGAGAAGGAAAGGAAAGUCGCAUUGCUUGAAACUAGCGGCUCUUCCUCUAUUUUGACUGAUAUCUUUAGUUACAUUUUUUAAAAUUACACUCUGUUUUUAAUUGAUCUCUGCACCUGCAACUGGCAUGUUAACAGAGAAGGCAAAACUUGCAUCUGAGGGCAGCCGCUUCAGUAGUGCAGCUUGGAAUAAAGGACCAAACAGUUAGAUGAAGUUUCUCGUAGGCUGUAAGGCAGAACUGGAGGCUCAUGUGACACGUUUUCACAGCACGCUGACCUCUGUCUCACGAGCACUGUGCCUCCGAAUGAAUGAAUGAAGUCUGUGUAUAAACUCCCUCAAUUUCAGUGGGGCUCGCUGAAGGGAAGGUUGCUGGUGGAUUGGGUCCUUCUGUCCUCUUCGGACAUCUGUUUGGGGUUCAAAUCACUGUGGUAGGGCUCUUCAAACACAAGGUGUGUUUGGGUAUCUCUCAAACCAUCUCAAGACAACUAUUCCCUUUUUGCAGGGGUUCUCAAACAUGGGUCUUGGGCUGUUGGUGGACUGCAACUCCCAUCAUCCCCAGCCACAACGGCCCAGCUGCUUUGAGGAGAUGAUGGGAGUUGUAGUCCAUGAACAUCAGGAGACCCACAUUUGAGACCCCCUGCCUUACUGAGAGGUGGCGAGGAUGUAUUCUGGGCCAGUUGUGCCCCUUUGAUGCAUCUUAUUCCUUGCCGGCCUCGCUUUGUGUCUUUCUGGCUGCCCAGGGCGCAUGAACACGGCCGUCUGAUUUUUAUUCUUAUUUUUGAGAAACACUUCCUGGGGGUGCAAUAGCAACCUUUUGCAUGGAAGCAGCUAAUGGCCCGAUACGCGUGAAGCCUGCAAAUACCUACACGUAUCCAAUGUACUGUAUCCUCCUUGGUAAAAAGUGAAAAUCUGAAAAUUAGCAAAUGAAAAGGUCGAAAAAAUGAUCUAAUGCUUUGUAAACCUCCCAAAAAAGCCUCCUUUUCCCCCUGAUUCAUCCUUAUUUUGUACGACAACCCUGCAAUCCACCUGUUUGUAACUUUUUCUAAUAAAAUAGAUACCUGUAUUACCAAAA